Messenger RNA from Argiope bruennichi, 1866 nucleotides. RefSeq lists its product as uncharacterized. The transcript has 15 exons. The coding region runs from base 1 to 1866 and encodes 621 amino acids. Lineage: Eukaryota; Metazoa; Arthropoda; Arachnida; Araneae; Araneidae. The record is from RefSeq and is a predicted model, not a curated record.
AUGACUAGACAAAUAGAUCGUGAUUUAGAGCGUGAUGAGGCAGAGGACGAUUAUGAUGACUCUUUCGAUCAAGAUAGUAAAGAAACUGCCAUACCUUGUCCUUUCAAGAUGAUCAAACACAAUAACUCGUUUUAUCAGGCCACUAGACAAAUAAAUCGUGAUUUAGAGCGUGAUGAGGCAGAGGACGAUUAUGAUGACUCUUUUGAUCAAGAUAGUGAUGAUUUGUUUCUAGGGAAUGAUGAUAUCUAUCAAAAUAAUGAAGGUUUGUAUCAAGACAAUGAUGAUUUGUAUCAAGACAAUGAUGAUUUACAUCGAGACAAUGAUGACUUGCAUCAAGGCAAUGAUGAUUUACAUCGAGAUAAUGAUGACUUGCAUCGCGGCAAUGAUGAUUUGCAUCCAGUCAAUGAUGAUUUGAUUCAACAUACUGGUGAUUUGCCUCAAGGUAACGAUGAAAUAGAAAAUGCGAAUAAUGGUGAUGAAUUGCCCGAUGAUGGUGAUUUGUCUGAUGGUGAAGAUAUCCAUAAGAAGUAUGAUGGGUUUUUUUAUAUUAACAGAGAAGGGAAGCUAUUUCUGGUAAGGGGUCAGCCCUCUGAAAACCCGGAUGAUAAUGAUGCUUUCGAGAGGAGGUACAAAAAGAAUUUUAUAUUUACGAGACCAUCAAGAGGAUGUCCCAUUGUGAUUGAACCCUAUCAAGAACAAGACAGUGAUGAGUAUUCGUUUGAUGGCAGAGAUUUUGACCGAAUCUGUGAUGAAGCUUUGAGCAGGAAGAUAUACCAAAAUUUUGUUUCUUCUGAAGAAUCAGGAUGUCCAAUUGUGAUUGAACCCGAUCAAAAACUAGACAGCGAUAUGGAUUCGUUUGAUGGCAGAGAUUUUGACCGAAUCUGUGAUGAAGCUAUGAGCGAGAAUUUUAUUUUGAAUAAAAAAUCAAGAGGAUGUCCCAUUGUGAUUGAAUCGUAUCAAGAAUUAGACAGUGAUGAUUAUUCGUUUGAUGAUAGAGAUUAUGACCUAAUCUGUGUUGAAUAUAUGCUCGGAGAUUUUAUGUUUAGUAAACCAUCAAGAGGAUGUCCCAUUGUGAUUGAAUCCUAUCAAGAACUAGACAGUGAUGAUUAUUCGUUUGAUAACAGAGAUUAUGACCUAAUCUGUGUUGAAUAUAUGCUCGGAAAUUUUGUUUCUCCUGAAGAAUUAAGAGGACGACCAAUUAUGAUUGAACCCGAUCAAAAACUAGACAGCGACAUGGAUUCAUUUGAUGGCAGAGAUUUUGACCGAAUCUGUGAUGAAGCUAUGCGUGGGGCUAUUUCUGCAAACAACGAAGAGAAAUCGCCAGAUGCUAAAGAUUCCGAGAUCAUUUGUGGGGCUAUUUCUGCAAACAACGAAGAGAAAUCGCCAGAUGCUAAAGAUUCCGAGAUCAUUUGUGGGGCUAUUUCUGCAAACAACGAAGAGAAAUCGCCAGAUGCUAAAGAUUCCGAGAUCAUUUGUGGGGCUAUUUCUGCAAACAACGAAGAGAAAUCGCCAGAUGCUAAAGAUUCCGAGAUCAUUUGUGGGGCUAUUUCUGCAAACAACGAAGAGAAAUCGCCAGAUGCUAAAGAUUCCGAGAUCAUUUGUGGGUUUUAUUAUAUCGACGAAGAAGGGAGGCUAGUUCUAGAAUGUAGUGAUUCCUCUGAGAAUCAAGUCGCUGAGAAUCAAGUCGUUGAGAAUCAAGUCGCUGAGAAUCAAGUCGUUGAGAAUCAAGUCGCUGAAAAUCAAGUCGCGGAAAAUCAAGUCUCUGAGAUUCAGCGAUCUGAUUUACAAGACGAUGAUGACUCAUUUAAUGACGAUGACGAUAGUUAUAUUCGAGAGUAUAAUUUCGAUGCCGUGUUUGCAGGGUAA